Megalobrama amblycephala (Wuchang bream) is the source of this 3842-nucleotide messenger RNA. RefSeq names its product WD repeat domain 27 (gene wdr27). The transcript has 25 exons. The record is from RefSeq and is a predicted model, not a curated record. Lineage: Eukaryota; Metazoa; Chordata; Actinopteri; Cypriniformes; Xenocyprididae. Gene Ontology annotation, molecular function: protein binding. The coding region runs from base 291 to 2729 and encodes 812 amino acids.
GUUUCCAAAGCAACAAGGACGCAGUUACUACUGGGUCACAGGCCAAAAACAUAAAUGCCCGAAUGUUUGAACUUCACAUAUAUGAUUAAACCAUAUGUGUGGUUACUUUUGUAAUACUUAAACAGCAGCGCAUUUUACUUUCAGGUGAGUGAUGAACGGAAUAAACGUCAUUUUUGAAGCUGAUGUCAUUGGCACUUUUCAUGAAUCCAGUGUACAAAACACGGCCUAUUGCUCAAAAAACGCAGAGCUAGUUUUCAACAAAGUGGAAACAGGUGACUAUUGGGGACUCCAUGGCUGCUGUGACCUCAGAGCAGUGUUUUGUUGAGAGGUUCACUGUAACUUGCAAUAAGCCAGUGUCCCACCUGCAGCUGAGCUGCUGCCUUUCCCACUGUGCUGUCCCAUGGGAGGACAAGAAUAUAAGGAUUUAUGAAAACAACAACCUGGAGUCUCCCUUGGAACUUACUGGUCACCAUUGUGAUGUGUCUGCCAUGGUGUUUGGGACAGUGAGUGAUCGUCUCAUCCUCUGUAGUGCUUCUGAAGAUUAUGUAAUUGUCUGGGACAUCGCUCACUGCUACAGACAAAUCAAAGAAGGUGUAAUUGCCUCGGGUAGAGUUGUUGGCACGUUGCUCGGCAGGGUGGCGCAUCUGUCACUAUGUCCACUGAGUGCGAAAGUGGCAGCAUGCUCAGGCUCCAGAGUGGUUCUGCUGAAUGCAGAGAAAGAGGAAGUGCUUGGAGUGUUGAAAGCUCAUCUUGGUCCUGUGACUGCAUCAGAGUUCUGUCCGUGGGACGCUAAUCUUCUCAUCUCAGUCUCAGAAGACAGAACAUUUAAGAUAUGGGAUGUGAGGAAGCGGGAUAUUCUCUUUGAAUCUGCUGUUCUAUCAGCGUAUCCAUUGCUUAGUCUGUUCUUCAUGGAGCAAAACAGUCAGUUCAUCACAGGGUCUGGUGAUGGACAGCUUUGGUGCUACACUCUCCCUGUGGACCACAAAUGUCGCUUGUUGACAAAACUGGACCUUUUGAAGCUUGAACAGAAGCAUGAGAGAAACCUCAGGAAAAUCAACCCACCUCAAAAUAGAGCAGAUGGAACGACUCGUAAUGAUGUGAGAGGAACAGUGGAGACAGCAAAGCCUGUUCUGAGAAUCUGGGCACAGAGACCACAGUCCGGCCAUGCGAGCCUGCAGCAGAGUUGUGUGUGGAUCGGAAGUACUGAUGGGCUGUAUCUGCUUGACCUGGAUACUUCAGAGCUUCUCAUGAUUCUUCCACUCAAAGGCAUAAUAAGUGACCUUAGCAUUUCAAUGGCAGGAUCAUGGGCCAUCACCCAUGGACAUGGUGGCAAUAUGUGUUGUUUGGUGACCUCUCUAUUUGGGAAUUCAGUCGUGCUUUUUGAGGUUAACAGUGCCUGGCUGGACGAGCUCUGCUUUAGGAUGGCAAAGAGCUUCUGUGCGGAAGAGCAACUUUCAGUCGUGCCCAGCUCUCCUCUGAUGACUAUGUCCCCUCUGAAUGCUGAGCUGGCAAAACAGGACCCAAAACCUCAGAAAAAAAUAGGUGUGAGCUGUCAGAAGAGUGUGAAGGAUCAGGCUUUAGUUUUUCACACACAAGUGAAGUCAUCAGGAUACAAUGCAGCUCCUCAUAGGACAAUGUUUAGACCAAAGACCAACGUUAAGAAGAAAAGCAACCCUGCCUCAACAACUAGCACAAAUACGAAAGGCCUCUUAAAUGAAUAUCCAUCACACUUUGAAGCACCAAGUGUGCCUUACGCUCAUUUGAUGGUUUCCACAACUCCAACCAUAGUCAACUCUCUACAAUACUCAGGAGAUGGAAAGCAGCUUGUGUGUGGUCUUGGAGACAGUUCAGUUUUGUUGUAUAACUCUUCACUCACCGACGACCCAGCUGUCUACACAGGUCACAGUAAGGCUGUGAACACUGUAUGCUGGAGUCAUAGUAAGCGGUGGUUUUUGAGUACCUCUGAGGACCCCACCCUUUGCAUCUGGACUGCAAGUGCUUCUGAACCUGUUCUGACCAUGUUCACAAAGCCCAUCAGGACGGCUCAGUUUUAUUAUCUGGACAAGUUUUUACUGCUGGCGUCAGGAUCAAAUCUAAUGCUGUACCUUUACCAUCUGGACACCACAAAAGAUGACAUCAAGAGGUAUAAGCAAAGAAGCAAGUCCAAACUGGCCAGUAAAUUAAGCAUGAAUUCAGGAACGGACAUCACUUCAGUGUCAGCGAUCAAUGACUUCUACUCCUAUAUCGUCCUGGCUGCUGGUGCUGACCGUACCAUCCAGGUGUUCGAUAUGAACCAGGGCUGUAUGGCCACUCAGAUCCCUGAUGCCCACUGUAGAGCUGUCCACCACCUCACACAGAACAAGGGGUCGCCGUUCUGUACACAGGCCCUGGAAUCAUACAAUCUCUUCCUGAGCAGCGCCAUAACGGACAGUCUGAAACUGUGGGACCUGCGCACAGCAAGGUGUGUUCGCCGCUAUGAGAGCCACAUUAACCGUUGUCAUCACUGCACUGCGGCCUUCUCACCCUGUGGUCGCUUCAUAGCUACUGGCUCAGAGGACCAUUGUGCCUAUAUAUAUGACACACGCAGCAGCAACUUUCUCCAUAAGCUCCAGAGACACUCUGAAACGGUCCUAAAUGUGGCUUUCAACCCUGCAAAUCCAGAGCUGUUGACUGGAACACUCGAUGGAAAACUGGCUUUGUUUCAUCCGGCCGAAUCUCUUCUCCCUUAAGUGUGGAAUUUACCCUAUGGCUCAGUCCACCGAUGCUGCAGACUAAUGAAAGUCUUACAUCAGUCAUGUUGAGAUGCUGGCGUGCCACCUCUGAGACCUACAUCAUGGAUGGGAUCUGUGAUUUCAUCAUUUCAGCCGCCAUUGACAACCUACAGAUGUGACAACAUGCUCACGCCCUCAACCGUUGAGCCAAAGACGCACCCUCAGAGAAAAGUCCAUUUGAACUUUACUUAGCAACACGUUCCCAUGCACAGAUACACAUACACACACUAUGCAGUAUUAUGCACAGGUUCAUCUGAUGUGUAAUAUUCUUUGCAGUAAAAUGAUAUUAAAGACCUAAAUUGUGAAUAUAAAUCUUAUUUUUAGAGUGACUCAGUUUAUAUAACUACUUUACAAAUAAAAAUACUUAAAUACGUUUUUACAUAUACUUUACAAUUUCAACCCAAAAUGAUAAUUUUUAAAAUGUUUCAUCUGUGUGUUGAAUAAAACAGCCCAUUUUGCAGCAGUUUGUAAGGUGCUACCCUCUGAAAUGAAGAUGGAUAGAAGGAUAUCAUUUUUAGGUAAGUUUAUGUUUUAGGUUUGGUUUCACAUAAAUUAAAUGCUAUAUAUCAGAGCCACUUUAGCACUCUCAUUAUCUUUUAGUUGGCUACUCUCAAGAAUCAACAGUACAUGAAGGUGGCUAUAAUUGACGGAUGUAAAGUAUGCAAAGGACCAAUCAUGAUUGAGAAUGUAAAUAGAAGUAAGAAAAAGGCUAUUUGCAAUAUAGUGUGUGUUUUUAAUAUUUCUUAUUUCUUGGGCUUCACUUUUUGACUUUCUUUGUGUCUUGGGAUUUUUCCAUUGGGCACAUCAUGUACCUACCUAGACAAAACAAGAAGUAGUAUUCCUUGGACACACUGACACUCUCACACGUAACCAGAAGUUGAAGACACACACACUUUUACGCACAUACAUUUCUUAUUUGUUAUUAUAUUUCUUGAAAUGCCAUACAUGGUAAGGUUUGAUUCUUAAUUCGUAUGAUUGGAUGCUCAAGCCAUCCUGGAGAUUGUUGUUUGACCUAUGUCUAUAAAUAUGACCCUUCUUCCUGAAUAAAUCUGAGAAUGCUUUUGUACUAUG